AUGUUUGGGAGCCAUCCUUACGUGCUGAGUUUGAGCAGUUGGUCAAAACCAAAGGUGCUGUCACACAGAUUUCAGAAUCCCAACUUCAAGAACUUGCACCUCAGCGUGGUCUUCCUAUCGAGUUGCUUCCUGCCGAGAUGGUGCACACACGUAAAGCUGGAUCAGGUGCCUGUCGAUCAAGGGCGGUGGUGUGUGUGUGUGUGUGGCAACUACCAAGAUUCAAAUGGCGAUGAGCGCUAUGCUGGAGGGGCUGAUGGCAAUCAAAUCAGGGCUCAAGUCCGAAUAGCUGCGUUGAAGGGCUGGACGGUGAAUGGCACCGACAUAAGGGUGGCAUUUCUCAAUGCGCCGAAGCGGGAUGAAACCCGAAUCACUGCAAUGGAAGCCCCUACGGUCUUCAAGAAGCUUGGAUUGGCUGGGCAGGUGUUCUCGGACAUCGGCUUCGGCACCGGCUCAAGUGAACGAAGCAUGCAGGGCAUGGCCAUUUUCUUUGGUGGCCUCGUCAUCAGUUGGCAGACGACGGUCCAGCCAUUUGUCACCCAUUCUACUGCCGAGAGCGAGCUGGUUGGCUGCGAUGCUUUGAGCGCAGGAAGCGGAGAACUUUUCCUGUUAUCGGUCAUGCAGGGACCAGCCGCGGCUUCGCCGCAGGUCUCGGCCUGGCAGCAGUAUCUGAGAAGGGUGACAGUGUAUGCUUUUGUGGCUCUGGGAGUUCUCAGCGCUCAAUUGGUGACAGACGACCAGGCAUGCAAGAUCCCUGAGGAUGAGUGGCUUCGGAUGUACCACCUCAUCAUCAAGAAUACCGUGAGGAUAAUCGUCAACGUCUUGGCGGAAGCUGGAAACGAAGCAUCAGUUCGAAUCAAGCGUGGGAAGGGCUCAUCUUCUUCCAAUCCGAGCUCUACGUCCCUGAGUAUUAAGAUACGAUCGGGCACUGGCAUUCAGCACCGAGAUGAAAAUUCCCCGGAAGCGUCAUCACGUGGCAGCUCUGAGCGAGUUGCUGCUGUGCCGCCCAGAAAUAUCGUCUACGACAUCGGGCUCUGCAAGUGCUGCUGGAGUGAACUUGAAUUGGGAAGUCGUGCAGACUUAACGCAAGGCGUUGCCGUGAUAGCAUGGCAACUGAGGCCCAGUUGGGGGGAGUCU
This is a messenger RNA of Cladocopium goreaui, 1134 nucleotides long. NCBI's taxonomy places the organism in Eukaryota, Dinophyceae, Suessiales, Symbiodiniaceae. The record is from the annotation of a GenBank genome assembly.